CACGCGCUGCAGACUUCGUCGCCAUGGGCAGGACAUCUCACGUAGGUUUUAGCUGACUGAGCUCUGCAAAGAAUUGCCUUCUCUCCUGCUCGUCCCUUCUCUACUCGCUACUGUACUCGACCACGCCACAGUGAUCAGAAACCGUCAUCUCAAUCAUGACGGAUUAUGCGGCGGAGCAGGAGAUGGAAAUCGAGGCCUUGAGAGCUAUCCUUAUGGAUGAUUUUAAAGACAUUCAUUCUAGUGAGAGUGGGCUCAACACUUCGAGCCCGUGCUUCCAGAUAACGAUAUCUCCGCAGGAUGAUGAAGCAGAUGACACAACAAAUAUACCAGUUCAGCUGGGUUUAAUAUUCUCACAUACAGGAAAAUAUCCCGAUGAACCUCCACUUUUAAAUGUGACAAGUUUACGGGGAAUACAAACUGACGAUCUCAAGACAUUGAAGGAGAAGCUUCAACAAGAGGCAUCUGAAAAUCUUGGUAUGGCCAUGGUCUACACACUUGUUACAUCUGCAAAAGAUUGGCUGUCUGAAAGAUUUGGUCAAAGUGAUGGUGCCGAUAACACUGGAGAAGAAGAAGCUGCAAAAGAUGAUAUAAUUGUUCCACAUGGAGAGGCUGUUACGAUGGAGACAUUUCUCGCAUGGAGAGAGAGGUUUGAAGCAGAGUUGGCAUUAGAGCGAGCCAAGUUAAUGCCUGAGUCUGCACUUACUGCACCCAAGGAAAAGAAGCUCACUGGUAGGCAAUGGUUUGAGAGUGGAAGAGCUUCCACGAAAGGGACAGCUGUGGCCACUGAAGGAUCUGAUGAUGAAGAAGACGAAGAUGUUGACUUUGAUGAUGAUGAUUUUGAAGAUGACGAAGAAGAUAUGCUGGAGCACUACUUGGCUGAGAAGUCGGAGGACUCUUCCUCUCACUCAUCGAGAAGAGCAAGCUAAGAAUAAGAGCUUUGAGAGCAUUAAGGCACGCAUUUUUUUAACUGCUGCUGGAAGAGAAACGUCAUAGAAAGCUGCCACUACCUCGUGUUUUUAUGUAGCAUGAUCAUUUGGCAUUAUAAAUGUGUUCAAGGGAAUCACAGCCUUCCAAAUUUUGUAUGUUCUGCUAUCAAUUAUAUCUCGAAGUAGCACCAUUGAUGGACGAUAUGCGUUCUCAUGAUAGUUUUCUAUAUUGUACUUUUGCCUCAAGGGACACAAAUUAUGUGAAAGCAUGCCAGACUGCAUGCGGCCACUUCACUGCUAGAAGGUUUUUAUAUUUAUGUUCGUUUGGCACUAA
Messenger RNA from Punica granatum (pomegranate), 1260 nucleotides. The record is from RefSeq and is a predicted model, not a curated record. NCBI's taxonomy places the organism in Eukaryota, Viridiplantae, Streptophyta, Magnoliopsida, Myrtales, Lythraceae.